Messenger RNA from Linum trigynum, 4222 nucleotides. The record is from the annotation of a GenBank genome assembly. NCBI's taxonomy places the organism in Eukaryota, Viridiplantae, Streptophyta, Magnoliopsida, Malpighiales, Linaceae.
AAGGAAACAGUGGAGAAGUCGGCGCCGAGGGCUGGACCGACGCGGGACACGUCCGACGACCCUUUGAGAAAAAGAAACCGCCGACGAUUACAAAACAUCUGGCGAGAGAAACAAAUCGAACUCUCCCAAAUUCAUUUUCGAGCAGGAGGAAGAAGUCGGCAGUGGCUUUGCCACCUCUGAGACCCCCAGAAACCGACAUCGAUUAAUUCGCCGGCUCCUCAGCUUCGCCUACCCUCAGCUGCACCUCCCUCCGGCUGAAGCGGAUUCUGAGUUGUGGCACACUCGCUGAUGCUGUGACCAGGGCGGAGGUAUCCACAGUCGAUGGGACGACGAGCGGUGGGGGGAGGUUAAGCCUUCAAUUGCGGAGAUAGAGAAGCCAGAGGGUUGGUUUGGAUUGGGGUUAAGCCAGCUUCAGUCCGCCGAGCCCUUCUCCUGGUGACAUUACUUUUUUAAUUAUUGAUUAAGGGUUUUCGGGUUGGUGGGUAUAGAAUUAGGGCUGUCCGGUUCAAUUGAGUUUGGUUAUCAAUUUUUGUAUUAAUAUUUUAAGUGAUGUGACUUGCUGACUGGACGAAACUAACAGUUUUUUGGAUGGAGAUAGACGGAUAAUCAUUUCAUUAUUCUCUCAAAUGUAUGUGUCUAAAAUGUGCAAAAUGAAAGGUUUGUGACCGUUUUGUACAAAGUGAAUAGUUUUGUGACUUUUUAUGCUAAUUACCCAUGAACGAAAUAAACCGGUUUGAAACCUCGCUCACAAGUCACCACUGUCCACAACCUCGCGAGAAAAAAGAAAACAACUUGAAAAAGAAUAACUAAGCGCAGACGGGAAAAAGGGUGCGAGCAGAGCAGAAAGAUAAAUUGAUGGGGUCUUCUCCAAUCUCCCCUAUUCGCCUCUCUCUUUUCCGUUUCUCCGCCAUAGUUUCUCUCCUUCCUUCCUCACUUCCCAAACAAACCGGCUGUUCGCCAGUUUUACAGCGCAGAGCAGAAAGAAGAAGCGAAAAGCUGGACAGAUUCAAUGAACCGUCGCCUCCCUUCAUUUUCACUCUCUAGCUGGUUUCCCUCAACACCGCUGCUCCGUUCGUAGCUACUGCGAUCUCAGCCCGCGGCGAAAUCCCCAGCUCCGUCUCGCCCUUCCCUUCCUCAUGGAUACGCCUACGCCGCCGACGGAAGAGCUUCUCCGGAAGAUUCAGGAGCUGGAAGCCGGUCAAGCUGAGCUCCAACAGGAGAUGACGAAGCUUAAGCUCUCUUCCGAUCCAAAAUCUGAGAAUCUUAUCCUUCACCAGCAACAGCAGCAGCACCAUCACCACCACCAUCUUCACCACCAUCCUCGCUCCCAGUCAAUCUCGCCUCAGCGUCCUGGGACUAGAAGGAGCUUCGACAGGGCUGCGUCUAUGAAGAUGACCUCGCCGCCGUUUAGGCAUUCGUCUCCCUUGCAGAGAGAGUCUCGCCGUCCGAAAAGCGGUCCCAAUAGGAUUAAUGUUGGCCAAGAUGUCGGCGGCGGUGGAGAGAGUGCCGGUCCGUCGGCUAUUAAGUUUACUGAUAAGCAGUACUUGAACAUAUUGCAGUCCAUGGGGCAGUCCAUUCAUAUUUUCGAACCUGACGGCCGUCUUAUCUACUGGAAUCGAAGGGCUGAGAAACUGUUUGGCUGGACUGCGGCAGAAGCUCUAGGUCAGUACAACAUUGACCUGCUUGUAGAUCCUAGAGACGCCAUGCUUGCGCAGACCAUUAUGGAUCGCAACGGUGUGGGAGAGAGCUGGACUGGACAGUUCCCUGUGAAAAACAAGAUGGGUGAUAGGUUUACAAUUGUGGCCACCAAUACCCCUUUCUACGACGACAACGGCGAUUUGAUUGGAAUUAUAUGUGUAUCAAACGAUUCACGGCCAUUCCAAGAAGUGAUCGUCGAUUUAUCUGGUCCGAAGAGUUCAGAAGCAGACUCAAGUUCUACCCGUGCUUGUGUUAGAAGCAGCACCAGUGUCUCUGCUAAGCUUGGGCUCGAUUCCCAGCAGCCUCUGCAAGCAGCAAUUGCGUCUAAGAUAUCAAACUUGGCUACCAAAGUGAGCAACAAGGUGAAGUCGAAGAUUCGAACUGGAGAGAACAAUGUUGAUCAUCGUGAAGGUGUUAGUGGAGAUAGCCAUCAUUUUGAUCAUGGUCAUGGCUUCCAGGAAGUAGUAGCAGACCAUAGGGAUGAUGAAAACUCUAGUGGUGCUAGUACCCCCAUAGCCAGUACACCGAGGGGAGAUUUUCAUCCAUCUCCUUUUGUUGUUUCACAUUAUGGUGACGAGAGUGAUGGGAAACCUCCAAUCCACAAGAUUAUCACUUCGAAGGCAGAAGCUUGGAUGGGUAAAAAAGGAAUAUCGUGGCCAUGGAAAGGGAACGAAAGGGAAGUUUCAGAGUCAAGACCCACCAAAUUUGUUUGGCCUUGGUUGCAGAAUGAUCAGGAGGGUGAAAAGAGUCCCUCUUAUGGUGGUACCAAAACCGAGAGUUACUUUAAUGAAGGUACUAAUCGCCAUGGCAUUAGUGAGGCAUCUGGGUCAUGGUCAUCCUCUGCAAAUGUUAACAGCACGGGCAGUGUCAGCAGUUGUGGUAGCACAAGCAGUACUGUUAAUAGGUUAGAUAUGGAAAGUGACUGCUUAGAUUCUGAAAUACUGUGGGAAGAUUUGACCAUCGGGGAACAAAUUGGACAAGGAUCUUGUGGGACUGUCUAUCAUGCCCUGUGGUAUGGAUCAGACGUUGCAGUCAAGGUAUUCUCCAAGCAAGAGUAUUCAGAUGAUGUGAUACUUUCAUUUAGGCAAGAGGUAUCCCUUAUGAAAAGACUUCGCCAUCCCAAUGUGCUGCUCUUUAUGGGCGCCGUGACCUCACCUCAGCGUCUCUGUAUCGUUACAGAGUUCCUUCCUCGUGGAAGUUUGUUCCGUUUGAUCCAAAGGAACACGGCUAAACUAGAGUGGAGACGGAGAGUACACAUGGCUUUGGAUAUUGCAAGGGGUAUGAAUUAUCUUCAUCAUUUCAACCCACCUAUAGUUCAUCGUGACUUGAAGUCUUCUAAUCUUCUAGUUGAUAAGAAUUGGACGGUAAAGGUUGGUGAUUUUGGGCUAUCUCGUCUAAAGCAUGACACAUUUCUGACAACCAAGUCCGGGAAAGGCACACCUCAAUGGAUGGCGCCAGAAGUUCUCCGCAACGAACCCUCCGAUGAGAAGUCUGACAUAUACAGCUUCGGAGUGGUACUGUGGGAACUUGCGACCGAGAAGAUUCCUUGGGAUAAUCUCAACUCAAUGCAGGUAAUUGGUGCCGUGGGAUUCAUGAACCAACGGUUAGAAAUACCAAAAGACCUAGAUCCCCGUUGGGCCUCUAUAAUUGAGAGCUGCUGGCUCAGUGAUCCAGCCAGCCGCCCGUCGUUCCAAGAACUCCUGGAAAAGCUGAGGGACCUUCAGAGGCAGUACACCAUGCAGCUCCAGGCGGCCCGUUCUUCCGCAGCAGCUGGAGAGCAUCACACCACCAUCCUCCACAAGGAAAGAUAGCCACGCCAAGCCAACUGCGUGGCGCGACGAGAACAAACUAUGUAGUAUCUACGUCGAGAAUUUAAGAACCUCCACAAGUUCCGCUGAAACCUUUUCGGCGUCAUAUUUAAGAAGAAAAGAUCCAUUCCCCACACCGCCCUCGAUUUUGAUUGCCGGGGAAGGAAUCCAUGUGGAUUUGUAGUGCCAGAACAAUCUACACAGUCAAAUGUUGCUGACGGGGGGCAGAAAGGCACAAAACAGGAGGGUUUUUUCUUAUGGCAGCAGCCAUGUGAAGAGAUUUUCGGGAAAGGUCUUUUUGAGGUUUGUUUUUUUCAUGGUGGGCACUGGGCUGGCUGAGUUGGGACUUCGGAGUCGUUGGUGCGCGCGUUUUUUGUACAUGUUUCUGGGACGCGCCAAUAUUUAAGAUCGAGAGGGAGGGCGGUGCUGUCAUUUGCUGUCAUUUUAGUUUGGGGGGAAGGAUUCAUUCCCAAAUUUAUUAGUCCAUUGUAUCCACUUUAGGAAUUCGUUGUGCAGAUUCAAAAGAUUAUAUAAAAGGAAAAAAGGCGGACGAAGUCAGUGAAUUUAGAUUAAUGGAGUCUUCUGCGGUGUUCUCGUGAUGUUCUCAAAUUGACGCGGAUGGGUGUGGAUGGGUAAUGGUUAACCCGCAAAAAUAAUUUUCCAACUAAUCAUUAAAAAAUGUUGACUAACAUUUAUAAUAAGUUUAUAGCACAUUA